Molecule: messenger RNA, 1422 nt
Organism: Daldinia childiae
Lineage: Eukaryota; Fungi; Ascomycota; Sordariomycetes; Xylariales; Hypoxylaceae
Exons: 3
Coding region: 1-1422 (473 amino acids)
Molecular function (GO): oxidoreductase activity
Source: RefSeq, a predicted model, not a curated record
AUGGUGACUACAAACAAUAAUACGAAAAGUAAUAAUUAUGGCUGGCGAGAAUAUUGGGGUCUUAAAAUCAACUGGACACCAAAGCACUUUACAGCAGAAGAUCUGGAACCCUUGAUACAUACGUAUGACACAGUUUCUACGGAGGCUCUCGACAAGUUAAAUAAGAUCCGGUCCUUGUCUUGCAAAAUAAAGCCUUCCGAGAACGCAAAUAGCGUACCAGGAAAAAAGAAAGCCAAACGGGAUCUCUAUGAGUUGCUUCAAGAGCACGCUUUUACCGAUGACAAAAUUGGCAGAUUAUGGAGGGAGGUCAAUACCAUUCCAGACUGGGUCGACUGGGAGCAAAUAAAAAGGGGACAGAAAGUAUUUUAUCGCUAUGGAGCGCCUGCUAUAACAACCUUGACAUUCCUAUCCCUGCUAGGCGGAAUGGGGAGCGGGCGAACUGUCGAGACUCUGGACCGUACUGGAGGUUUCAGUGUGGACGCUGUCAGACAGCGCCUGCUAGAAACCACACAGCAUACCCUGAAUGUAACCUACAACCUAGAAUCUAUAAAACCGGGCGGCGAUGGUUUUGCAGAUUCGAUUAGAGUCCGACUGCUCCACGCGGCGGUACGCCGGCGCAUUAUGCAUAUGGCUAAGAAGGAGCCUGGGUACUACGACAUGAAGAUGUACGGCGUACCGAUCAACGACCUCGACUGCAUCGGUACUAUCAAUACGUUUUCCACCGCCCUGAUAUGGAUGGGGCUUCCACGACAAGGCAUAUGGUUACGGAAACAAGAAAUCGCCGAUUACCUCGCGCUCUGGCGAUACGUGGCUUAUCUGAUGGGCACGCCUCACGACUGGAUGUCUACGCCAGAGUCAGCGCGGCGCAUGAUGGAGUCGCUGUGGGUGGCAGAAAUCAAGCCCAGCAAGGCGUCUGCAACCCUCGCCAACAACAUCAUCUCCGGCCUCCAGGACCAACCGCCGACAUAUGCCCCGAGGGAAUUCCUGUGUGCCCAGACGUACUGGCUCAACGGACGGGAGCUAUCAAGGGAGCUAGAGAUCGAGGAGCCGAGUCUGUACUACACCGCCCUCGUGGUUGGGCAGUGCAUUCUCUUUGCCACGCUUAGCUAUGUCAACCGAAGUAUUAGCUAUUUAGACGAACGGAACAUUAACCUAGCCCGUACGGCCCUGUAUAAUGUAUUACUACAGAACAAGUCCAAAGGUGCGCUGGGUUACACAACCAAGUUUAACUUCAAGUACAUACCUUCAUUGAACCGAACGACAACCGCGCGUGGUUCGGCGCCGCCGCAAGAGGGGAGGCCGAGGGCGCCGGGAAGAACCGAACGCGCGGCGCUGAUCUCGCUACUUAUUUCCGCUACCAUCGUCUGUAUUAUUUCUUUGUGGUGUUAUGCUAAAAUUGUAAGAUGGAUGGAUACUUAUUAG